Pipra filicauda (Wire-tailed manakin) is the source of this 2788-nucleotide messenger RNA. RefSeq names its product activating signal cointegrator 1 complex subunit 1 (gene ASCC1). The transcript has 10 exons. The record is from RefSeq and is a predicted model, not a curated record. Gene Ontology annotation, biological process: regulation of DNA-templated transcription; DNA alkylation repair. Gene Ontology annotation, molecular function: RNA binding. Bases 468 to 1430 code for a protein of 320 amino acids. Gene Ontology annotation, cellular component: nucleus. Lineage: Eukaryota; Metazoa; Chordata; Aves; Passeriformes; Pipridae.
UAGGGGAUAUCCCGCUGCUCCCGCCGCCUUCCCGCAGGGGUUCGGCCGUAGAGCUUCCCUGCUCUCGGCGCCCCGGGGGUUUGCGCGGUGCGGGCCGUGGCGGGGCUGCUGUGCCCCUGCCGACCUUCCCGGAGCUGCCCGUAGCCCCUCUGGAUCGUGCCUUCAGGAGCCAGUUUCUGUCCCUGACCGUACGCUUGGGAGCCUAAUCCUGCCCCUAAACUUGCCCUCAGGAGCCUUACCCGUCUGCCGUGUGCCUCCCGAACCCCCCAUCGCUGCUCGGCUUUCAGAAGCCUCGUGUCAAGAAAUUGACGCCAACGUGUGUUUAAAAACGUGAACCAAAAAAACCCCAAACCAAACCCAGCGGCACUGCGAUUCUUUUUCAUGGCUUCUUCUGUGUGCAGUUCACCUCUGCACUUCUUCCCUUGAGCUACGGAAGUUUUUUAUUUUCAGUCAGGAGGAGGAGCAGGAUGGAUGUGCUGAGGCCCACCCUGGUGAGGAUUGGGGGGCGAGUGUACCGGAAGAAUCUCAUCCAAGAGCAGCCCUUCCCGCAGGAGGAGGAGGAGGAUUUCUGUGCAGGCCCCGGUGACUGCGCGGACGAUGAUCCCUGCGACGCCUUUGUGGUGGAGGAGACUGAGCGAGGCUUCCAGAGCCGGGUGGAGGUUCCCAGCCCCUUGUACAAAUACAUCAUUGGGAAGAAAGGGGAAACCAAGAAGAGGCUGGAAACAGAGACUCGAACCUCCAUCAGCAUCCCCAAGCCUGGAGUGGAAGGAGAAAUUGUGAUCACCGGGCAGCAGCGGAGCGGUGUCGUCUCCGCCCGGACACGCAUCGAUGUGCUCCUGGACAGCUUCCGUAAGAAGCAGCCCUUCACACACUUCCUGUCCUUUGCUCUCAACCAGCCUGCCAUCCAGGAGAAGUUCCUGCAGUUCAAGGAGGAAGUGUUGGAGAAAUGCUCGCAAGAUCACGGGGUCAGCAGCAGCCUAUUCCAGAACCCUGCAAAGCUUCACCUGACUCUUGGGACGCUGGUGCUCCUGAAUGAACAAGAGAUCCAGAAAGCAUGUGACCUCCUACAGCAAUGCAAAGAGGACUUUGUGGACCAAAUCACCGGAGGCAAGCCCCUGACCGUGGAGGUGGCGGGAGUGGAGUACAUGAACGACGACCCUGCCGUGACCGACGUCCUUUACGCCAAAGUCCGCAUGAAGGAUGGCUCAGACAGAUUGCAGGUGAUCGCUGAUCGGCUGGUGGAGCGGUUUGUGGCCUCUGGCCUGAUGCUCAAAGAAUGGGACAGGGUGAAGCUGCACGCUACAGUCAUGAACACUCUCUUCAGGAAAGAUCCAACUGAGGAGCGAAACAACACAAUGACUGGUAAAUCAUCUUUCAAGGAGCGGGAGUCAUUUAAUGGCCGAAAUAUCCUCAAGCUUGUCACUUUAUGAUUCCUACGUGGAAUGCAUGCAGAACACCCAGGAGACGGCAUCUGUGAACGCACCAAGAGCUUCUUGGCAUUUAUGUGGCAUUUACUUUGGCUCAGGAAAAUAAAAAUAUGAAGAAGAAGCCUCCCAUCACAUGCCUUGGAUCUUUCUCCCCGAGCUCCGUGUGUGCUGCAUCUUCUUACUUUGGUGGUACUUUUCCAGAGAGCGAUGGUUAUAUUGUUAUUGCUUCCCAAGGGAUUUUCCAGUGUCACAGAGGAGAUACUCCUGACUUGGGAGGUGGGACUUUUAUGACAAAGAUUCUGUCCCUCCUGAAGUCUGCAAGCUUUAUUCUUCCCAAAGGAGAUGAGGUGAAAGGGCCUCUGCUGCUGCCUUUUAAACCUGCCAGAGGCUGAAAGAAAAGGAGAGGGGAAGGGCUGUUCCUUGCGUUAUCCAUGUGGAAGGACUGGAUGCUAUAUUGGGGAUGGAGAGACACUCCAGAGCCAGCUGCACAUUUGCAGAACAGAACAAUCUGCAGCUCUGUGGCUGGUGCUCCUGGUGAUGGCCCCGGUGACAUCUGGCCUUCCCUGUCCUUCCUAACCCUCCCUUCCAUCCCUGGGACUCCGUGCGACAUCUUCAUCCUGUGACACCUGGGCAGGACUGGAAAGUGUUGGACCCCCAGCCAGCGGUCCUUCAAAAAAAGCCACGAAAAGGAAGCAGUUGCUAAUUUGGAGAGGAGGCUGGGAAUGCCGGGAAGAGCCGCCUCGCUGGAUGAGUGCCUGCCUACCUGCUUUUCCUACGCUCCUCGUGCAUUAUUCCUGGCGAGCUCCCAAGCACAAUUAAACCUCUGACAGAUAAUCAGUGGUGGAGUGGUGUCCAGGGUGAAUAAUACAGGAAUCAGGUAUUUCUUUUUUUGGCACCAAGUUGUUUCAGAAAACACAUUUUGAAAGUCAAAAAUAGAAGGAAAAAGAAUGUGUUCAUUGAACAAACUGCCCAGAUCCUGACAUGGUGCCUGGUUGUGUCUCGUCUUCUGGGGGCCACCAUGGGCUUUGGUUUGGGAUUUGUCUGUUGUAGUUUUGGGGGAGUUUGGGUCACAAAUGGAAGGGGGCUUGGUGCAUUUUUUGGAGUGAGGGAGAAGGAGCUCUGACAGCACGUGCUGCAGCCUGGGAACUGUGGCAGCUGUGGAGGUAACAGCCUUCUGCAGAGGGCCUGGCAGGUCUGUGGGGGAGUGAGGCACAUUAAACAGGUAGGUGGGAUCCAAAAAGCAGAGGACUGGAGGCUGUGGUUUGUGCAGCAAAGGAGGUUGAUCAGAAGAGCUCUAAGGGAUCCAGUUUGCUGGAGUUCAGUGCACUCUCUUAGAGUCUGUCAGUGUUUCCGAGUGUUAC